Stegodyphus dumicola is the source of this 801-nucleotide messenger RNA. Its product is annotated as rap1 GTPase-GDP dissociation stimulator 1-like. Gene Ontology annotation, molecular function: guanyl-nucleotide exchange factor activity; protein binding. NCBI's taxonomy places the organism in Eukaryota, Metazoa, Arthropoda, Arachnida, Araneae, Eresidae. Gene Ontology annotation, biological process: positive regulation of GTPase activity. The record is from RefSeq and is a predicted model, not a curated record.
CGAAGCGGUAUUGUACUUCAUUGUUGAAAAGAAAAUUUCUUCUAAAAUUAGUGUACUGUUUCGUUUUUCUCGUACUUUCAUGUGUCAGAAUAUAUUUUAAAUUUAGUUUUUCUCAGAGAAUAUUAAAAUCUGAUGAUGGAAGAAAUUUCAGAUGCUUUAUAUAAAUUGAAUCUUGGACUAAAAGAGAACAAAACUUCUCCAGAAAUUCAGAAGAUUUUGAUGACUGUAAAUAAACAGCUUUUUGCUGAAAGUUGUGAUAAGAAAGCUGUUGUUGAGUAUCUUGUAAAAAAUGGGAUUGUGGAUACCUUCUGUCUUAUUUUAAAGUCUAGAGAAUGCUUUUCUGCAUCUACGUUUGCUCUAGUAGCUGAGAUCCUAGCAGAAGUGGCAAAACUAGAUAUAGGAAGACAAAGCUGUAGUGAUGGGGCAGUUAUAAUUCCUUUGCUUGAACUUCUAUCAAAUAAUGAUUCUAAUGUGGUUCUCCAAGUAUGCCGGGCUUUGGGCAAUAUUUGCUAUGAUAAUGAUGCAGCUCGUAGCUUAGUCAAAGAGCAUAAUGGUGUGGAUCGGCUUAUUCAGCUGCUAAGAAACCUGUUAGAAAAAGAUAAUUUGCCUGAAAACAUGCGUACUAUUACUUCUGGUUGCCUUUUGAAUCUCACUGAUACUUAUGAAGAAAUUCAAGAUCAAGCUAUUGAAGCUGGAAUUUUGGAUGUGUUGUUGCAAUAUUUAUUGAAAUUCAGUUCUGAUGAAGAUGUUGUCACUCAUUGUCUGUUAGUUCUCAGUUGUUUGGCAGACAGUAGUAAGUAG